AUGGCGCUGGUGCAGUUUCUGAAGAAGCUGCGGAACGAGCAGGUCACCGUCGAGUUGAAGAACGGGUCCACCGUGUGGGGCACCGUCGAGGCCGUCUCGCCGCAGAUGAACGUGACGCUUUCGAGGGCGACGCUGACUUUGGCGACUACAGGGCCCUCACCCAUGGUCAUACAGAACAUCAACGUCAGGGGGAACACCAUCAGACAGAUCCUGCUCCCCGAGUCGCUGAAUCUCGACGCUUUGCUCGUGGACCCUCAGGAGGUCGCUGCGUUGCGUCGUCGUGGGAGAGUCGGUGCAGUGGCAAGCCGCAAGCGUGCCACAUCGACCACGACACCGUCUAGUAAACGCCCUCGUCCUCACGACGAGUGA
Molecule: messenger RNA, 369 nt
Organism: Huiozyma naganishii CBS 8797
Lineage: Eukaryota; Fungi; Ascomycota; Saccharomycetes; Saccharomycetales; Saccharomycetaceae
Gene: SMD1
Product: mRNA splicing protein SMD1
Exons: 1
Coding region: 1-369 (122 amino acids)
Biological process (GO): spliceosomal snRNP assembly; RNA processing
Cellular component (GO): catalytic step 2 spliceosome; precatalytic spliceosome; U1 snRNP
Molecular function (GO): RNA binding
Source: RefSeq, a predicted model, not a curated record